AGAUUCUAGAACAUCACCGACAAGAUUCAAACGUUAAUUAAAAGCUUUUGGUAUACACUUUUUUUUGGCUAAAAGCUUUUGGUAUACACUUAAAACUUAAAAAAAAGUACAGUUGUUAAAAUUAGUUCAGAAAUCAUUGUCCAAAUCUAACUGAGAAACUAAGCAAGGAAGCUGGUAUUACAAGCAAAGGCAGUAUUUAACUAAAUUGACCAAAACCACCUUCAAACUUCAUCCACACUCCUCUUUGUACUUUGCUCAUCCAGAUGCAAGUUUUUUCCUUAGUUCCCCAGUUGCUGAAACAUUAACAUGGAUGGAUUUUUAAUGUGGGAUUACUUCAUUUUUCUGAUCGGUUUAUGAUUAAAUCUGUGAGUAGUUUGUGGGGUGUUCAAAAGAUGGAGAUAGUGAGUAAGUUCAACUGGGACACAUUUGGCCAUUUCAGGCAUUUCUACCUAAGGGGUUUCAGUUUUGGUGAUAGAAUGAUAAAGGGUCCUUGUCAAAUUUGGAUCUUUGUAUCCUUCAAUACACUUUUUGCAACUGGCUCAUUGAUAUUCUUCCUUUCAGCCAUGUUAUUUGGAUAUAUGUAUUUGUUUCCCACUUAUAGCCCAGUCAUCAAUAGUUAUGGGAUUUCUGAGUCCAUUGUUUCUAAUGGCACAUGCAAUGUUUUAAAUGGAAGUUGGAUCCAAGAUGAAAGUUACCCUCUAUAUGAUGCCUCAAGAUGUCCAUUUGCAGAACAUGGAUUUAAUUGCUUGGCGAAUGGGCGGAAAGAUAAAGGUUAUGCAAAGUGGAGGUGGAAGCCAAAGAAUUGUGAUAUUCAAAGAUUCAAUGCGCGAGCAAUUCUUGAAAAGCUUCGUGGAAAACGAGUGGUUUUUGUGGGUGAUUCAUUGAGUAGAACACAAUGGGAGUCAUUGAUAUGUAUGCUUAUGACAGGGGUAGAGGAUAAGAGGGAUGUAUAUGAAGUCAAUGGCCAAAAGAUCACUAAACGGAUUAGGUUUUUAAGUGUAAGAUUCAGUUCAUUCAAUUUAAAUAUUGACUUUUAUCGAUCGGUGUUCCUGGUACAGCCUGGUCCUGUGCCAAGGCAUGCACCAAAGAGGGUGAAGACAACACUAAGACUCGAUAAGAUGGACAGUAUCAGCAAAGAGUGGAUUGAUUCUGAUGUUCUCAUAUUUAAUUCAGGACACUGGUGGACAAGGACCAAGCUUUUUCAAAUGGGCUGGUAUUUUCAGGUUGGUAAUUCACUGAAGCUUGGAAUGCCACUGACUACGGCCUUUGGCAAAGCAUUAGACACUUGGGCAUCUUGGGUUGAGACUAUGGUCAACAGCAAUAGAACCAGUGUAUUCUUCCGGACUUUUGAAUCUUCCCAUUGGAGUGGUAAAAACCGGAAUUCUUGCAAAGUGCCUAAACUACCUUCAUCAAGAUCUCAUGGAAGGGACCGAAGCCCAAUUUCAGAUGUCAUAAUCAAGGUUGUGAAGAAAAUGACAGUUCCUGUAACAGUUCUUCAUGUUACUCCAAUGGAUGCAUACCGGAGUGAUGCACACGUGGGUACUUGGAGUGAUAAUCCAUCUGUGCCUGAUUGUAGCCAUUGGUGUCUGCCUGGGGUACCUGAUACAUGGAAUGAAAUUCUCUUAUUACACUUGCUGUCGAAAAAUGGGGUUCCCCUCCAAUGAUCAAUAGAAGUUGCAUGCUUUGUUUCCUCCUCUUGCAUCUAGCAUUGAUUCUAAGCUCUCUUGGUUGGCACGGUUUAUCAAUUCACUUGGGACUUGGGGAUUGGAGAAAUUGUACUGGGUUUCUUGUUUUUACCCAUUUAGGAAAUUCUUUCAUUUGUCUGUUUAUUUUUUCAUUGGCAGUUGCUGAAUAACCAAACCUAGUUUGAGAUUCAACUGCCUGUUGCAAUAGAAAUUAAAUUUCUUACAUUUGAAAGUUUUGAAGCAUUAUUUUAUAAAAAAAGAGAGCUUCUAUAC
Molecule: messenger RNA, 1958 nt
Organism: Quercus robur (English oak)
Lineage: Eukaryota; Viridiplantae; Streptophyta; Magnoliopsida; Fagales; Fagaceae
Product: protein trichome berefringence-like 7
Exons: 4
Coding region: 354-1664 (436 amino acids)
Cellular component (GO): Golgi apparatus
Molecular function (GO): O-acetyltransferase activity
Source: RefSeq, a predicted model, not a curated record